AUGCCGAGAAGACGCAAAACGGAUGGACAUAAAGAGAUAGAGCCAACCCUCAAUCGUUUUGCAGAGGACACAUCAAUGUUAGGAUUUCGAUAUCUGCACACACGGUACAAGACUUGGUUCAGGUUGAUUUGGGCGCUACUGCUCACAUUCUUCGUUGGCCUAACUUUUUACCAGGUGUUCGAACGCAUCACUUACUACUUUAUUAGAAAUCCGCUCACCACACGAAGAUCGUACGAUUCACCUCAGAAUAUGCGUUUUCCGACGAUUGGGAUAUGCAAUAAAAUGCAACUCAAAGCGUCAGCCUUCGCCGCCCGUGAACCUGAAUUACUUCGUUACCUCUCAUUGUUGUACGAAGAUGAAGGGCAGAUAACGGAGAACAGAACAUUACUGGAGGAACUAAGCAUGUUUGAUCACGUCGAUACAUUGGCGAUGUACAAAGCAGCUCAUCAAAAAGUAGAGGACUUGUUUUUAAGUUGCGAAAUCGGCAAGAAGGGGUCAUGUUUGGACGAAAUUGAGCCGUUUUUGACCGAGUAUGGCGUUUGCUUUGUGGUGGCGCCCAAUAUUACAGUAAGGAGGCCAGGUCCGGAAACAACCCUUUCCCUGGUCCUAAAUCUAGAACCGUACGAUAUCAUUCCUGGUACUGUUGCGGACUCUGGUAUCAUUUUGUCCCUGCACGAUGCUGAUGUUGAAUCAACACCGCAUCACAGCGUUGGCGUUCAUCUCGAAGCUGGAAAAGUGGUCACGAUUCCGAUAAACGAAGUGCGAAGGUUUCUCUCCUCAAAAAAACUUUUCGAGACCUCAAUCUUGUUGGAUACCGAUAGCACUAUUGAAUGCCCGGAAAACUGUGAAGAUGUCAGUUUUUCAUCAGUUGUUUUUGGUGGACGUCUGAAUCCAUCUGAUGUUUCUCCGUUCCUCCCAGUCGAUUGGGAGGACAUAAAGGAGUCAAAGGUGCUUGCUUUCCAGCGAGCUCUGGAUAUUAUACCACGCCACCGCGUCCCGGUCAUAGUAGAAGUUCAAGCUCUUGCGGAAAAAGCGCAGGAGUUUGCGAAAAUGGCUGAGCAGCAAUGUGUUGAGCUUUUGCAGAUUUUCUCGGUUUAUCCGAACGCAGCUACCGUACCAUGUAUAGCACCAAAAGGAGCCAAAGAAUUGGAAAGAGCGCUUGUACACUUUCAAGCUCGCGAACCUAUGUGGGAACGCAUAACAACGUAUCUCGUAAGGUCACUGGCAAAAGAGUUAAACUCUACCGCUGCAGCAUUAGGAAUCCUACUCAAAGAUGAUGGAAGUGCAAACAACAUGGAGAAAUUUGUAGUCAAUGAAUCAAUGAUUGAGUUUUCUAUGCUUCAACUUGGAUUCCUGGGGAACAAGACAGGAAACUCCUUUGGGCUCCGGACAAUGGACCUCGACACUCGCGACAAGUUGCUAGAAUUUGGGCGAGGUUUGCCUAAUGGGAGAGAAGUUUUGAUCUCUCGCAAUUUCGUCAGUAAAUCCUCUACCUUCAAAGCCAAGUUGUUGCACCUGAGUACACCAUUCUUUUGUAUCCCUCUCUUGUGGGCCUCUAUUAUCGUCAGCCCAUUCGUCCGCGAUCUCCGGACCUGUAUGAAAAAAAUCAGUGACAACUCCGAAAGAGCAAGCGAGAUUGUCGAGGACUGCCGCAGGGUGUUCAAAGAAUAUUACGAUGUGCUUCUCGAUACUAGGAGAGUAUAUACUCUUGCUGAUCUAUCUACUAAUGUCGUUGCUGACUAUAUAAUAAAUAUGGGAAAGAUCACUGCUUCUCUUAGGAGUUUCAUGUUCGUGAAUCGAGUUCACGUGCUAGACUAUCACGACUGUGAAGUUGAUCUCAAAGAAUUUGAAAGUCUUUACAGAGAAGGAGGAGCCGAUACUUAUGAAAUUCAUGAACUCAUGAAGCUACGGAAGUUGAUGCUUAGAGACAUACUAUACUACAUUGACGAACUUAAGCUAUUUUAUGAAAAAGGACUACAAGCGAGAAGAAAUGUUCUACGCAGAUUUGGAGUUGUUAUCGAAAAGCACCAGGGGCUUACAGCUAUAGAAGAGACAGUGACUUGUCUCCGCAAUAUCUCUGAGAAUAUUCCACUCUUGAAGAAAAGUAAAUUUGUGCGUGGCGAAUGGCUCAGCCGCAUUCAGCGACAAGUAGAGAUUGCACAAUCAUAUUCGGCUACUCCACAGUACGAUCAAGUAAAUCUACUGCAGGUCAAAAUUUACUUUGCUCAUUUCAAACAGGAGCGCAUCAUACAGGAACGGUCUUACAAUGUCUUCCUCUUACUAGCUGAGAUCGGAGGAACAAUUGGCCUUUAUGUAGGAGCGACUCUGCUCACCGUGGCGGAGACGAUUGUCUUCUUCUUCGAAGAACGGACAAGAAGAAUACUCGUUAAGCCUGCAUAUCUAUAA
Cylicocyclus nassatus is the source of this 2406-nucleotide messenger RNA. Lineage: Eukaryota; Metazoa; Nematoda; Chromadorea; Rhabditida; Strongylidae. The record is from the annotation of a GenBank genome assembly.